Mugil cephalus (flathead mullet) is the source of this 4496-nucleotide messenger RNA. RefSeq names its product kinesin family member 7 (gene kif7). Bases 152 to 4225 code for a protein of 1357 amino acids. Lineage: Eukaryota; Metazoa; Chordata; Actinopteri; Mugiliformes; Mugilidae. The transcript is spliced from 20 exons. The record is from RefSeq and is a predicted model, not a curated record. Gene Ontology annotation, molecular function: microtubule binding; ATP binding; microtubule motor activity. Gene Ontology annotation, biological process: microtubule-based movement; mitotic spindle organization.
CCCCUCAACUUCCAUUCUCAAAAAAAAAAAAAAAAAAAAAAGUCUCCAGUGUUAUGCUGAAUUCAUGGUGUAACUUCUGCAACUUUGACUGGCCCAGAGAUGAUCAAUACGUAACAGCGGAAGACUGAGGGCCUGUAACGGUGUAGUAGACAUGUCUCCCAAAGUGCCCGGUGGCCAAGGAAGAGGGGACUAUUCUGCAGUGCAAGUCGCUGUUCGAGUGCGUCCCCUGCUGCCUAAAGAGCUUCUCCACUGCCAUGAGAGUUGCAUCACAGUGGAUGCUGAACUGCAUCGGGUUACUCUGGGUCACGACCGUCACUUUCUUUGUGACUUCCUGUUUGAAGAAUCAUGCUGUCAGGAGGAGGUUUAUUCUGUGUCUGUCCAGCCGCUCAUAGAUGCCUUCUUCCAAGGUUUCAACGCUACAGUCUUUGCCUAUGGACAGACAGGCUCGGGCAAGACUUACACCAUUGGAGAAGCUAAUAUUUGUUCCUUCAGAGAUGAGGAGCAGGGUAUCAUACCCAGGGCUGUUGCAGAUGUCUUUAAGCUGCUGGAUGAAAAUGACCUCACAGACUUCUCUGUCCGAGUCUCCUAUCUGGAGGUCUACAAAGAGGAGUUCAAAGACUUACUGGAGGUGGAGACUGCCAGCAAGGACAUUCACAUCCGAGAGGAUAAAGGCAACAUUGUUUUGUGCGGCGUAAAGGAGUGUGAAGUGGAAGGUCUCGAUGAAGUGUUGAGUCUACUGGAGUCAGGAAACACGGCCAGGCACACUGGUGCAACUCAGAUGAAUCCAAACUCCAGCCGGUCACACACCAUUUUUACCGUGUACAUGGAUCAGCGCCGGGGAAGCUCUCGCCUUUACGGGACUGCUACGAGUUCUGGACCACAAAUGUUGUCUUCCAAGUUCCACUUUGUUGACCUGGCAGGGUCAGAGCGCAUCUUAAAGACGGGGAACACUGGAGAGAGACUGAAGGAGAGUAUCCAAAUUAACAGCGGCCUUCUGGCUCUGGGAAAUGUUAUCGGGGCACUUGGGGACCCGAAGAGGAAAGGCUCUCACAUACCAUACAGAGAUUCUAAAAUCACAAGGAUACUAAAAGACUCUUUGGGAGGAAAUUCAAAAACUCUGAUGAUUGCAUGCAUCAGCCCAUCUUCCUCAGACUUUGAUGAGAGUCUGAAUACACUAAACUACGCCACGAGGGCCAGAAACAUUCAGAACCGGGCCACAGUCAACUGUAAACGCGAGCCGGAUCGCGUGGAGGGCCUGGAGCAGCAAAUCAAGGCCCUUCGCAGAGCCCUCGAAAACCGCCAGCGCUCAGAGACCCGCAUCAUUGCUCACGCUGAUCCAAACAGGAGGCCUCGACUCGGAGAGGGAGAAAUCAGCAGAAUACAAGCCCAGAGCGCUCACUAUAGGACCUGCACAGACACUGCUUACAGGUUGCUGCGGGAGCUGCAAAGUGAAGGUGCUCUCACUGCGGAGCAGAGUCUGAGAGUGAAGGAGUGGCUCUGCUCGGUGGAGGAGGAACGAAGCGGCCUGACCACUGCCUCUGGGCCGGACAGCGGCAUCGAGAACAGUUCCACCGAGGACAGUGUUGGACUGCGGAGGGGGAGGCCUUCUGUAAGGAACCAGGACACAGACGCAAUGGAGGAGAGGUGGAGCCAUGAGCAGGAGUGUGAGAAAGACGACAGUAUAGCGCAUCUUCAGUCACAGAUCCAGCGGUUGGAGCAGGAGAACACAGACUUUCUUGCAGCUCUGGAGGACGCUAUGGAGCAAUACAAGCAGCAAAGUGAUAAGCUGCAGGAGCAACAGGACCUGAUAGCAGAGCUGCAGUGUCAACUUUCUACUCCUGGUCUCAUGGGCCUAGGCCUGAACUUAAAACUGCGGCCACACACAGCCCCUAUGGGCUCCAUGCAACACAGUCAGAAUGGAGGCGUAUUCAGACAGCUCAGUCCAGUGGCUCACCUUGGUAAUGGGCCAUGUGUUGAUCUGGAUGGGCAAUUUUAUGAGGAGCUUGAAACCUUGGGAGGAGCAGAAAUUCAUCACAGGGAAAAAGAGGGCUGUCAUUACAUCCCUAGCCAGGAGAGGUUCAAGCAGGUGAACUUGACCUGGACCAAGAGAGAUAUGUUGUCAGGAGGACUAGCAGCUGGUGGCAGAGGGCCAGUAUCUCAGCAGCCUGAACCAGACCAACACCCCUGUUUAGCCAGAAAAGCAUCCAACUCCAGUACUGGGGAAAGUCUGAAAAGUAUUGAAGCCGUUUCUGAGUGGGGUCUUCAUCAGGCACAGCAGAAGAUCAGGGAGCUGUCUGUCACUAUCCGCAUGAAAGAAGAACUCAUCAAGGAGCUGGUCAAAACUGGUAAGGAUGCUCAAGCCUUAAACAAGCAGUACAGCCAUAAGAUCACAGCUCUGGAGAGCGAAGCUGUGCAGGCUCGACUGGAGCUGCAGGAGGCCCAACGACAGCUGCAGGAUCUGGAGAGGCAAGAGAGAGAAAUCAGUGCCAUGGACAAGACCAGAGCACAGGAAUGUCGCAGGAAGAUAGCUGCUGCUCAGAGCAAAGUCCAGGUACUAAGUCAGCGUCAACGGGAUACUGCUCGUCUGGCCAACCUUCCUGUUCAGAGUGAACGUCGUGUGUUAGAGCUGGAGCGAAGUGUUCAGUCUAUGAGACAACAGCAGGAGCAGCUGCAAAAGCGUCUGCGUCAGGAAAGUCAACAGAAACGACGUCUGGAGACCGAAAUGCAACGAAGAACCCACAGAGUCAAGGAACUGGAGAUAAAGAAUGAGCAGCAGCAGAAGAUCUUGAAGAUAAAGACAGAGGAGAUUGCUGCCUUCCAGAGGCAGAGACGCAGUGGUAGUAACGGCUCUGUCAUCUCAUUAGAGGAACAACAGAAGAUUGAGGAGCAAAAGCGCUGGCUGGAUGAGGAAAUGGAGCGGGUGCUAGACCAAAGGAAAGGACUGGAAGAUUUGGAGGGAGAGCUAACUAAACGAGAACAAAUCUUGGCCAAGAAAGAAGCCUUGCUACAGGAACGCAGUGGACUAGAGACAAAGAAGCUCCGCUCCAGUCAGGCAUUAAGUAAAGAUCUGGUGACUCUAACUGGACGUAUUGAGACCCUAGAGCGACAGCUGAAUGAGAGGAAUGGUCUUCUUCGCAGCAGCAGUGCUCAAGACUCCCAACAGAUCCGUCAAGAGAUCUCCAACCUGCGUCAAGAGAAAGAUUCGCUGCUCAAACAGCGCGUUGAGCUGGAUGAUAAGCUGAGGCAGGGUAACCUGCUCUCACCUGAGGAGGAGCGAACCCUUUUCCAGUUCGACGAGGCAAUUGAGGCUCUGGAUGCAGCUAUUGAGUACAAGAACGAAGCCAUUACUCAAAGACAGCGACAGCUCAGGGCUUCUGCCAGUAUGCUCUCCCAGUGGGAGAUGAACCUCAUGGCCAAGCUGAGUUACUUGUCUGCAUCUGAGACCAGAGCUCUGCUGUGCAAAUACUUUGACAAGGUUGUGUCUUUGCGCGAGGAGGAGCGUAAGCUGCAGCUCGCUCUGGCUGAGCUGGAAAUGCAACUAGACGAGCAGCAGAGGCUGGUUCAGUGGCUGGAAAAUGCCCUCGAUCGCACGCAACUGGACACAGAUCGACGCCUCACACAGCAGCAGAAGGAGCACGAGAGGAGUGUGCAGCUCUUACUGCAGCAGUGUCGAGAACAAAUGGAUGAGGGUCUGGCAGGAAGGCAGCGGCAGUAUGAGGGAUGGAUCCAUAACCUCAGCAAGGAGCUGAACCACUACAAGGCUGCUAAUCUGGAACUAAGCAACAAGCUAAGGGAGCUCUGUGCUUCAUCCAGUCAGCAAAAAGAGCAUCCUAAAGUCAUACCAUGUGAUGGUAAACCUUCAAACGUUGGCAGCAUGGAAAAGCUGACGCGCUGUCAUGACGACAACACAGGAAGCAGAGGGGCGGGUCAGUUCGAUCGACCCUCUAGGUCCAGGGAAGAAAUGCGGGAACUGGUGAACACCCCUCUCCCAUCCACGUGGAGACGCUCCUCUCUCCCCACCGAGGAACCUGCUGUCAUGGAGGAGCUUCAGGGGGCCGGGGACGCUUCUUUUAACCGUGUAGUUCAAACUGGUAUGGGGUCCUGGGGCGGGCAAACAUCCCUGCCUGCGGUUAAAUCUCGCCGGGAAUCCCGCCGCUCCAGCCUCAACGUCGGACCACUGACCUCAAACAAUGCAUUAAUCGAUGUACGGAGAAAUCCUGUCUGAGAGUAAAUGUGUUGGGUAACUCUUGACCUUUCACAUAGAUUUAUGUUCUGUGGUUUCUGAAAGAUUUUUUUAGUAUUUGUAUUUCAAUUUUUUACCUGUUUUUUUUUUCUUGUUUCUUUUAAAUGCAUAUCCACUGAUUUUAUACAAAGCACUUUUCACAAAGGUCAAAUGUUGUUUUUAAGUUGAUAGGUACAAAUCAUUGCAUCAUUCUAAUCAUGUAGCCUUAUGGCCUUCAUUGAUAUUUUCUAUUAAAAUGUUUUUGCCUUGUAAA